Apis florea (little honeybee) is the source of this 3971-nucleotide messenger RNA. RefSeq names its product Ca[2+] channel Muscle-specific alpha2/delta subunit (gene Ca-Ma2d). NCBI's taxonomy places the organism in Eukaryota, Metazoa, Arthropoda, Insecta, Hymenoptera, Apidae. Gene Ontology annotation, cellular component: voltage-gated calcium channel complex. Gene Ontology annotation, molecular function: voltage-gated calcium channel activity. The record is from RefSeq and is a predicted model, not a curated record.
UGAAAGAUCGGGUUUCGUGGUUCGUCGGUUUACGAGACGGCGCGCCCUUCGUGUACCAAAAAUAAUCGAGACAUCUUACCGUUUUCUUGAGCUUCAAAAAGGUUUCGCGACGCAAACGUGCGGUCACCGAUUCAGAUUUAUCAAGUUCAGAAAACGAAAUGAAAUGAUGUGUUGGGGUUUACGAUAGCUUUUUUGCGGUUAAACUGGGGUGUAACGUGAAUCUUGAUCCUUAAAAGAAUGGAACGGAUAUUCGAUAACCGUUUGAUUAUUCUUGCAAUUUGCCUUCUGCUAUGCACCGACUGCUUGGCCAAAGAUUCGUACAUAGUCACGCGAUGGGCAGAAAUUUUGGGUGCAGAGUUAUGGGAAUUAGCAGAAAAGGUGGCACGACCUGAAGAAUUAUUAAGUAAAUACAAAGCCAUGAACACGCGAGUGGAAAAUAAAUCUGGGGAGAAGCUGGUGAAUAUAAUCAGCGAGAACGUUGGCAGGAUGCUCCGGAGGAAGAUGGACGCAGUAACCUGUAUCCGGAUGGCAGCUGAGGAAUACGCUGAAAAUUGGGAAAACGAUGAAGAGGGAAAUUUCACUUAUGUUUCUGGAAAGUACAGUAAAGUGAUGAAUCAGACACGACCGAGAAUUCCGAAAAAUAUGAAGAAAAACAUCGAUGCGUACAGAGAGAUGAAGCUAACGCCUGAUUCGCAUUUCUACAAUAUACCAGUAAAUACAAGUUUUUCAUCGGUGCAUAUACCUACAAACGUGUACGAUAUGUCACCGUCUGUGGUCAACGACAUUAAGAAGACUGAGAUUCUCGACAAUAUCUUCCGCCAAAACUACGAGUCAGAUCCAGCUUUGUCUUGGCAAUAUUUCGGCUCUGUCACAGGAAUGUUAAGACAGUAUCCUGCCAUGGAGUGGAAAACGAAUCCUACACUGGAGAUUAGCGCGGAAGACGAAGAAGAAAACAAAACGGAAGACGAAAAAAAAAGCAAAGAUGAAAACGAAGAGGAAGAAGAAAAGGAUAAGGAAGAGGCUGACAUUUAUGAUUGCAGGGUACGCAGCUGGUUCAUUGAAGCAGCAACUUGCAGCAAAGACAUGGUAAUCUUGAUGGAUACUAGUGGUAGUAUGACGGGCAUGGGAAAAACUAUUGCAAGAACAACAGUAAGCGUAAUAUUGGAUACACUUUCAAAUAAUGAUUUUGUGACUGUAUUAAGCUAUGCAAACGAGACCUACGAUGUGGUGCCAUGUUUCAAGGACAUGCUAAUUCAAGCCACUCCGGAAAACGUGGACACCUUCAAGAAAGCUUUAAUUGAUGUUAAAACGGAGGGACUCGCUAAUCUAACAGAAGCGUUCACCAAAGCUUUCAGCCUUUUAAACACCUAUAGAGAAACGCGAGGAUGUGGUGCUGAUACAUCAUGUAAUCAAUUAAUAAUGCUCGUCACGGAUGGUGUUCCUGGAAAUUUAACAGAAGUAUUUAAGACAUGGAAUUGGCGCGAGAAUGAUACUCACAUACCUGUCCGAGUAUUCACAUAUCUCUUGGGGAAAGAAGUUACCAAAGUUCGUGAAAUUCAGUGGAUGGCCUGUUUAAAUCGUGGUUACUACACACACGUUCAUACAUUAGAAGAGGUUCGAGAACAGGUGUUGAAAUAUAUACCUGUAGUUGCACGACCUAUGGUUCUUCAAGAAGUAGUGCAUCCUAUUGUUUGGACGCAUGCUUAUGCAGAUAUUACGAAUCCAGCACUCGCCACUUGGCUGUGGCUGGUGAUGCAACACGAGGAACAACAAAAACGACUUCAAAAACAUCUGAAAGGAAAACGAUUGGGUGUGCAAAUAAAUGAGGACGAUUUCUACAUACAACAGCUCGCCAAGGACGAGGAUGUUCGACAGGACGCAUCCCUAUUGAACACGACAGCUUGGCAGGAGUACAGGCUCCUUACAUCUGUCGGUACACCAGUAUUCGACCGUAAAGGGAAUCGCAACAAUCGGACAAGAAUGGCGAAUUUAUUAGGUGUGGCUGGCACGGAUGUGCCAAUUGACGACAUCCGAAAGCUUACAUUGCCGUACAAGCUAGGCGUGAAUGGAUACGCUUUCAUCGUGUCCAACAACGGAUACGUGAUUCUGCAUCCAGAUUUGAGACCUGUUUUCAAAGGCAAAUUGAAGCUCAAUUACAACAGCAUCGAUCUAACAGAGGUGGAGAUCUUGGACGAUGGCCGAGGUCCUAGAAAUCCCGGACCAGAAGUACUGGAGCUUCGAGGCGCGUUGGUGGAUCACAAAAGCGGCAGUUUGAAAAGUGUACCGGUGAAAUUGCAUUACGACAAUAAUCGUCGGGUGAUUCUCGAGAAACGCGAUUAUUAUUACGCACCUCUUCCCGGAACGCCUUUUGGCCUUGCGGUCGCCAUGUCAUCAUCGAACUAUGGCAAAACUUGGAUCAAGGUUGGAGACGAAAUACGGAGAAACCAGAACAUGAACGUGAAUAUCUCUGAAUUCUUCGUGGGGAACAAUUGGCGAAUUCAUCCCAGUUGGGUGUAUUGUCGUUAUCAUUAUUUAGAGGGGCAUCAAUUCGACAAUCCUGAGGAAGAAUUGAGACACUUUUUGAACUUGUUAAACAAGCCUGGUUGGAAAUGGUCGGAGCAAUACGAAGCUUAUCAGAUAGACGUAAACGAAACUGAUUACGUCCCUAAUUGUGGUAGACAAACAUUGUCGCACGAUGAUUAUUAUUGUAACAAAGAAUUGAUGCAACUGUUAGUUUUUGAUGCAAAAGCAACGAACGCUAGCUUCAACAACGAUUUCGUAUUGGACGAUGCUCGGACACGCAAUUUAACGCACAUUUACGGAGUUUUCUUGAGAUUUGUCGCUACUCAAAGUGGUUUGACCAGAUGGCAUUAUUUGGAUACGAACAAAUUACCCGAGGACAACGAUGGCAUCGUUUUCGGUGAUCUUCAUAGAAAAGCUGUCAAUGAACCUUGGUACAAAGCUGCUAUUUUUCAAAAUACAUUGGACCCUAACAGCAUAUCUUUGUCAGUUCCCUGGGAGGCGGGGCCAGAUGCCACAGUGACAGUUUCAAUUGGAUUAUUCCCAAAGGACGGUGGUAAAAAAGCGGCAGCUGCAGUAAUCGGUUUUCAAAUGCCAAUGACAAAUCUUCACGAUAAAUUUAUUGAGCUGACCUCCAAGUCAAACAAUUCGACCUUGAUGAACUGUGCCCAUGUAUGGAUAGAUUGUUACUUGCUCGAUCAGAAUGGCUUCGUGGUGAUAUCAGAGGCGCACAACAACACCGGUCAGUUUAUGGGAACGCAAGAAGGUGCAGUGAUGAGCUCCAUGGUUGGCCAGGGUCUCUAUAAUCCCAUUGAAAUUUAUGAUUAUCAAGCAUGGUGCGAGGAAGUGCGCAUCGAGGGUGCGGCCAACUCUCUGACGGACCCGCUGAUAUACAUCUGGAAACUGUUGCUCUGGUUUCUGCUGCGUUUGACGUGGUUCACGACCCAGUUCGUGAACUUGCCAAUCAGCUAUGCCAAAGUUCAUUUCGACGAAGAUGCUCCGGACCCGCCACCCCCGCCUCGACCUUACCUUUAUCAUUAUCCUUGCGACCAGAAAAGGAUACUUUAUAUGAUGAACACCACUGUCGCUAGCCAAGGAAUCACAAAUCAUUCGGAUUACUGUUCAAGGCCGUUCUAUGCUCGCAGGGUACCGCAUACAAAUUUGUUAUUGGUGGUCGUCGAUACUAUGUAUCCGACCUGUUACAAGAGGUUAGAAGUGACACCGGUGAACAUUUCGCCUCUCGAGUAUACGAAUGGCACGGAGAGCGCGCCUUGUCAUAAAAUUCCAUUAAAUGAUCUUAAAAGAAGGCGUCUAGAGGGUUGUUUCACCGAGCAUCCCUUGGAAUAUGAGAUCGAGGACUGCGGAGGGGCAUCGGGACUGAGUGUAUCCUUGUUAUUGUUCUCCACUGCUGUAGCCAGAAUUUUAUAUACAUUUGUAUAAUCGUGAAGGAA